AUGGCCGACGAUGACUGGGGUGCCCACAUCAACGGCCUCAUUGCCGAACAGCUUGGCAAGCUCCUCCCGCUCGAGUUCAAGACCCUCAAGGAUGACCUGGCCACGAUUGCAUCUACCUCUGCGGCCGACGCAGCUGGCAAAGCUGUGGACCCAGUCAUGGCGGCUGUCCGUGCACUCGAGAACGCGAUCAAGGCAGUCCCUGGGAACUGCAAGAACGAAAUGGAAGCCCAUUUGCGUCUGGAAGUCAACGAUCUCGAGCAACGUAUCCAGCGUCAGUUGGACACAAUGGCUGCCAAAAUCAACGACGUGGACGCCCGCACUGAGACCCUUGCCAAGCAGUUCGCCGACAUGCAGAACCCUCUGGAGGAAAUGCGAAAGGAGCUUGCUAUGGCCAACAAAGUCCCGCAGCCUCCCAAGCCCGCUGGUAUUGGUUUCCAGCGUAAUAUCGACGGCACCAUCCUCAAGGCUGUCGCGCCUACGAUGGUUUGUAAGAAGGAGGUGGUCGCCUCAGUCGAGAAGUUGCUCCAGGACGCCAAGAUCGACGGCUUCAAUAUCGAAGGAGAUGAACAGGACCGCAUUUUCGUCAUUCAGUUUACAAGUGCUGUCGGCCUCGCCUGCAAGCGUGUGUCCCAGGCCCUCGCAGCACUACGCCUCGGUCAAGGCCAGUGGAUGCGCUUCCCCGUGCCAGCCGCGUCGGGUGGCUCAACGCAGCUGCGCAGUGGGCCAGACAAGUCUCCGCACCAGAUCAAGCUCGAGAUCGCUGGCAAGAAAGUCACGAACGUGCUCCGCCAGGAGCAUCCACAGUGCAAGUUCUUCUUCGAUCGACAUAAUGGUUGGCUUUCUGAAAACUGGAACCCUGUGCUGCGCCUGGAACCUCAGCCUGGCCGUGACCCCGCGCUCUGCCACUUUCACGACGUUGCGCUCACCUCCCGUGGCUGGACGCGCGCUGGGAUUGACAAGUCGAUCGGCCACAUCCUCAAGUCCAACGCGGCCUCCUACCUGGACUUGCUCGGCAUAUCGUCCUCUGCCGUCGCCAUCGAAGAGGACACGAAGACAGUGUCGCAGAUCGACGCGCUCUGGCUGUCUGAACCGAAUUGGAUGUCGCGCCAACUCCAGCACCCCGUGUCGGUGACCUCCACGCCCGAGGGGAUGCGCGCCAAGGAGCUCGCAGACCACGCGGCGAUCAGGGUUCACAUUCGACAUCGUGACCUGGAAGGCUGCUACUGGAAGCCAGUCCCUGCGCAUAUCUUCAAACGACCUGAGUUCCGGCGGCGGCUAAGCGCGCUGCUUGUCAACGAUGGGCAGUUAUUAUUGGGCAUGUCGCCGCCGAGGCAACUGUUACGUUACAGCGACCUGGUUCAAGCUGCGGCGCUCGAUGCGAUGCAGAGUAUCUUUGUCAACGAGAGCGACUCACUGGAGGCCCAGUUGGUUUUUGUUCGUCAAGCGUUCG
Prorocentrum cordatum is the source of this 1450-nucleotide messenger RNA. The record is from the annotation of a GenBank genome assembly. NCBI's taxonomy places the organism in Eukaryota, Dinophyceae, Prorocentrales, Prorocentraceae.